Molecule: messenger RNA, 762 nt
Organism: Nematocida ausubeli
Lineage: Eukaryota; Fungi; Microsporidia
Exons: 1
Coding region: 1-762 (253 amino acids)
Source: RefSeq, a predicted model, not a curated record
AUGUCGAUAAAAGUUAAAAGUAUUUCUAGUAACACUAUUAAAAGCGAAAGCAAAGAGAUUAAUAUGUGUUCUACAAUUCUAGAAGAGAAAUCUAAUACAAAUUUAGAGAGCUGUGCUGAAGAUAAAGAAGAGCAUCUUUUCUUUCAUAAUUCCAUGCAUAUACUUCUAUUUUGUUCCCGGCUUUUAUUCUCUAUUGUCUUUAAUUUUUUAGCUGGAAUUGUAUUUGUUAGUGCGGACUUUUUCGAUGAAAACCAUAUACAUUCAAGAACUCUACUACUCUUUGUUUUUGGGUGGGUGUUUACAAUGAUUUAUUUACUUCUUACUAUUGCAAUAUUCCCUAUAACUAAUAUUUAUGUACAUUUUAGUGACAAAAAAACAAAAAGAGAUCUAAUAAUCUCUGCAUCUUGGCUUAGCUUAGUUUUAAUUGUAACACUAGGAAUGGGUAUAUGGAAAGGACUGUUAAACAAAUCUGAUACAUCUAAGUGUUUUGAUCCUCGUUCAUAUAUAUCAUUACUGACCUUCCUAUACUAUGCUGGAAUUUCUUCAAUAGUAAUAGGAUUACUACGUAGCUUAUCAUAUUCAGCAAAAUUAAAAGAUCCUUACGGUGAAUAUAAGGGGAAUAUUCUUCGUGUUAAACGCGCAUCAAAAAUUAUCUUAGCCGCAAUUCUGCCCCUCGGCUGUGGGUAUUAUGUAUUUUUCGUCCAAUUAUAUACUCAUCUUCCUGAGACUCUUUGCGGAUUGAAGAAUCUAAGCGAAAGUUAG